AGCGUUUAGUGGUGAAAGGGAGUGAAUAGAUGUUUGAAAACUUUACACGCUGUAGUUUGGAGGGGUGCUAGGCAGCCAGAGAGUGGAUCAAAGCCCCACAAACUGCACAUACACAGAGAGCGCCACUCCGGCAUUUUAAAUUAUGACAUUUUAGUAUAUGUCUCUCCCACCUCCCCCUUCUCGCUUGUUCUUGGAAACUUACAUGAUCAGGACAGGGAAAUGCUGGACUAUUUCGAUUUAAGGGGUCAAUUUAAAUGCAUAUUUUAUUUUAUCUUGCGGACCGGCAUGAUGGAGUCCCCAGCCACAGCUCCAGAUUGUCCCAGCUGGGCUCUGUCUCCCAGGGACCCUAUUCCAGCGCCCCGCCGUUGUCUCACACCCCGUCCUCGGAUUUCCAGCCGCCUUACUUCCCACCCCCCUACCAGCCUCUUCCUUAUCACCAAAGCCAGGACCCGUACUCCCAUGUCAAUGACCCUUACUCCCUAAACCCCUUGCAUCAACCCCAGCAGCACCCUUGGGGACAAAGGCAGAGGCAAGAGGUGGGAUCAGAAGCCGGCUCUCUGCUGCCCCAGCCUCGGGCCGCCUUGCCUCAGCUCUCGGGACUGGACCCCAGGCGGGACUACCACUCAGUGAGGCGGCCAGAUGUUCUCCUUCACUCGGCACACCAUGGCCUGGAUUCCGGCAUGGGAGACAGCCUUUCUCUGCAUGGCAUCGGACACCCAGGAAUGGAGGACGUUCAGUCAGUUGAAGAUGCCAAUAACAGCGGUAUGAACUUAUUGGACCAGUCUGUCAUUAAAAAAGUUCCAGUUCCUCCAAAAUCUGUUACUUCUCUGAUGAUGAAUAAAGAUGGCUUCCUGGGUGGAAUGUCAGUCAAUACGGGAGAGGUGUUUUGCUCAGUACCUGGCCGCUUGUCCUUGCUCAGUUCCACUUCAAAGUAUAAAGUAACUGUGGGAGAAGUUCAAAGACGCCUCUCGCCCCCAGAGUGUCUGAAUGCAUCUCUCCUAGGAGGGGUACUUAGAAGAGCCAAAUCGAAAAAUGGGGGGAGAUCGUUGAGAGAGAGGCUAGAAAAAAUCGGUUUGAAUUUACCAGCCGGCAGGCGUAAGGCCGCAAAUGUCACUUUACUCACCUCCCUGGUGGAAGGGGAAGCAGUUCACUUAGCCCGGGAUUUUGGAUACAUCUGUGAAACGGAGUUUCCAGCCAAAGCCGUUUCCGAGUACCUGAACAGACAGCACACGGACCCCAGCGACCUCCACUCCAGGAAGAACAUGCUGCUGGCUACCAAGCAACUUUGUAAAGAAUUCACAGAUCUCUUGGCCCAGGACAGGACGCCCAUUGGCAACAGCAGGCCCAGCCCUAUUUUGGAACCAGGCAUUCAGAGCUGCUUGACUCACUUCAGCCUCAUCACCCAUGGCUUUGGGGCCCCAGCUAUCUGUGCUGCCCUCACAGCCCUCCAAAACUACCUGACUGAAGCUCUCAAAGGCAUGGACAAGAUGUUCUUGAACAACAACACUGCUAACAGGCACACAUCUGGGGAAGGACCAGGUAGUAAAACUGGAGACAAGGAAGAGAAACACAGAAAAUGAAAAAAGGAGAAAAAUAAAUAAAUAAAAAAAGAGAGAGAAUCUUUUAAAACAAACAAAACAGUUUUAAUUUUAGCUUUAAAAAUAUUGGAUUGGGAUUUGGAAGAAUUAUAUUAGGUAGGACAAAAAAUAAUAAUAAAAAGAAAGACAAUAACUUAAGAUCAGAGGCGCACAAUGGAGCAAGAACAGUGGCUCAAUGUCUCUUACACGGAACAUUUGAAGACAACCACCAGGAUUUUUCCACUUCUGUUCUCACCUUUUUUUAAAAUGAUUUUUUGAAGGGGGGGGGGGGAAAUAAAAUAAUAAUAAUAAAAGGAAGAAAUGAAUAACUUAUUGGAAGAAAUCAGAGAAACACUUUGGUGUCAGUGCUUUGGUUCUUGUUUGGGCUCAGAUGUACAGUCUAUCUUAUUUUUUAAAUCAAACAAUGUCCUGUGUCUACACUUGGGAAAACAAACAAAAAAAAAUCUUCCAAUAAUAUUAUCUGGGACAUUUCCACUCCUAGCAUCACCACCCCUCACUCCCAACCCUGCCCUCAUUUUAUCUUGCUCCGGAUCUAUCUAGACUAGAAAAGGGGCUGGUUUGGGUAGCAAAGGCUACAAUAUGACUUGCUAAUAGAAUUGUAAAUGUAUUAAACUGUUUCUACAUUAAUUACAGUGUCUACAUUAAUUACAGUACAUUGGGUGUUUCAAGUCAUGUUAGCUCAAUCCAGUUAACUAACUCAAUUUUUAAAAGGCACCCUCUUUUCCUGGUCUAGACAGACUCUCUCUGUUUAGAUUACCAGCAUUUACAGCUAGAUAUGUAUAAUUUGGUAUUUAGCAUUGAUGACAAAACUGCAUUGGCUCUUAGGGUGCAAAAUUUGAAAAUAAGGUCCAGUAAGAGGUUAAUGCUGUUUAAAACUCCUAAUCUUAUAUUUAAGGUAUCCUAAUUUCCUCUAAAGGGUUUAUAUUCCCAACAAUGCUAAUGUCUCUAUAUUUAAUUUGUUCUAAUAGCGUGGGUGUAUUGAGAGAGAUCUAGCAAAAAAAAAAAAAAUUUAAAAAAAGAAGUGCUAGUAACAAAAAUUGAGUAUGUAAUUCCUUCUCAGGAGUAUGCACUAUUUUAUUUUCUUCUGUUUCCCAAAGCUUUGCCCGCUUGGCUUAUGAGCUUCUUCAAAGAGGACUAGAGCUCCCUACACAAUAUAUCAGGUACAGAGAAAAAUAAUCCACAAUUCUAAUACUUUUUGUCUUCUUAAAUCAAAGCCAGUGGUUUCAGAAUUCUGCAGGUGUCCUUCUUUAAAGAAGCUCAAAGGGAAUAAUUGAAACCAGAUUAAAAAUAACUGAAAUCGAGAUGUAAUAUUGAGAAGAAGGAUACCGUUUUGUCGAAGGGUUGUUGCAAACACUUGCUUGGGCAUUAGUGUUUGAUACACAGAGUGAAAGGAGUUGCUAAAUGCAAUGGUGUGGGUGCCUGCUAGGGGAGGGGUGGGAUUUCAGGCGAAAGCCCUAAAUGACUAUCUCACUCUGAGGAAAUCUAUUUCUCUCUAGAAAGUUAUUAAGAUGUUUCUUUUUUCAGAGUAGCAGCCGUGUUAGUCUGUAUCUGCAAAAAGAAAAGGAGUACUUGUGGCACCUUAGAGACUAACAAAUGUAUUUGAGCAUCAGCUUUCCUGAGCUACAUGCAUCCUAUGAAGUGAGCUGUAGCUCAUGAAAGCUGAUGCUCAAAUAAAUUUGUUAGUCUCUAAGGUGCCACAAGUCCUCCUUUUCUUUAUGAUGUUUCUGUGACUCUUGUUUUAGAACAAAUUCAGCAGGAGGAAAAAAUAACACCGGUGUUGUGGGAUUUUUGUUUGUUUUGUUUUGCAAUAAUUGGGUGCAUUAGGUGAUGUUUUAUGACUAAUAUACAUUUUAAAAACAUGCCCUUCUAUGGCAUAUAUGGAAAAUAAUACUUAUGCUUAAGGAGAUGAAUUUCAGCUUGGAUUGUUCAGUCUUGGAGAAUUGUAUUUAUUCGGUGGGGUAGAGAGAUUCAUGCAUUAAGGAAUCCUUUCACUGGGUGAAAUCCUGGCUCCGUUCAAAUUAGUGGCAAAGCUCCCAUUGACUUCAAUGGGGCCAGGAUUUCACCCUCUGUUUCAACUUGAGAUCAGAUGCUGAAUUCAUUGAGUCUCAGGCAGGUCUGAAAUCCCAAAGAGACGAAAGUCAACCCUCUGGACGUGGUCUUUGUUUUCUAAAUAACUGCAAGGGGGGAAAUGAAUUUCGUGUAAAACUAUUGCCCCUUUCUCCAUUUCCCCAACAAUUAUUUCUUAAAACAAAUCAACGAACACGCCUUUCGCUUCCCAGACCCAUCCUCAUUUGCUUGGCUACGAAUACCAGACUUCGGAAAUACUUACAUUUGAGAUCCCCUUUGGCUUUCCUACCCUUGCUACUGUUAAUAUAGAGGAUUAUCUUCAAGAGGAGAAAUUUACCUUGCGUUUCAAACCAGCGACUUGAGCAUGCAUAAAACAAAUCCCACUGACCUUAAUUUACAGGAUAUCCCCAUUCCAGCCAAUGGGAAUAUUAACCCUGUAAAAUUUAGCCCUAAAUCAAUCCUAAUUUAAAUCUCAGGCGACAAACAUUAUUAUCCCCAUUCUACAGAAGGGGUAAACGGAGGCUCAGAAGGGGUAAGUGUCUUGUCCAAAGGCUCUCAGCAAAUCAGAGACAGGAUUAGAAUCUAGGCGUUUCCAGCUAUGGCUGAGAGGCAGAGGCAGGUCACUGCGAUCUUUGGUUCUGAUUGUUUACACAGCAUCUGAACAGCUGGGGCCAAAUCCUUCCCAGUAGUUCCCUUGAUUUCACCUGUAAGAGAAGUCAGCGGGCUUUAGCCUAUGGACAUCAUAAUUCAGCCUCCUUACAAGACAGCCUACUCACCACUUCUGUGAUGUGGGGGGAAACACUUGAGUGCAAAUUAAUCCCAAUAACAUUUCUUUCAAGGCAUGUCUCUCUUUUCUGUCAGUUAGAGACAAGUGUGUUUCUGGAAACCAGUCACCAACUAUUGCAUGCAGCAGAAGCUGGUCCACGUAAAGAGCAUUUGCAAUGUGCCAGACAGGCAUAGCUAAAAACUCUCCAACGCGCAGCAGCAGAAGUGGGCUUAUUGAACACAAAAGGCGUUGUUGUACUGAACACAAAUGGCUAUUAUUGCUUAAUAUUUAUGAAAUGGCUCCCAGAAGCCCCAAACACCACCAGGUUCCAAUCUGCACAAAUAGAUAUAAAGUUCCUGCCCCAAGGAGUCUACAGUUCAGCUUCUCUAUCUUGUAGCAUAUCUGAAAAGUGUAUGCCAUUUGCAAUUAAUCUCGGAGCAGAUACAUUAUAAACACACUAUGAGAGCCCGGUCUCUCUCUUGCUGAAAUCAAUGGUAAAACUCCCUUUGAGUUUGGUGGGAGCAGGAUCAGUCCCGUAAGAUUUGAUCCAAACCCAGUGAAGGCGACAGGAGUUUAAUUCAACAGAUUUAAACAUCUCGAUGAGGUAGAAAGAGCCAGCAACAACCUGCUCUCUCUUUUCUCGGGCAAACAACCCAUUGAUUUCAGUGGAAUAUUUCCCCGCCCCCUCAUCCCAGUAAUGAGAGAAAGCUCGUGGACAUUUCUAAAUUGCAAAAACAUGGCAUGGGUUUAAAACCUAAUUGAUUUCCCCAUAAUCUAAUAUUUGGCAACUGGUAGCAGGCGUCCAUUACUGAUUAUUAUAACUUUGUUGAACAAUCUAUCCCUCUAAACACAUAAUUCAGCCUCCUGCUCUCAAAAUAUCACGAAAGUAUAACUUAAUUGCAAGGCAUUACCCAGUCUUUUUGCACUUCCCCAGACUAGGCACCUUUGACGUUUAUCUGAUAAUUGAGUUAUUAAAAGAUUUGGUUUCCUCGGGAUCAUAAAUCAAUAAACAGGAGGAGUAACAUGGCAGCUUUGCUUUUAACUCAAGGGCAACGUUUAAGGAGAGACCUUGAAAAGUUUGUUUUCAAACCAAACAGGUGGGUUACUGUAAAUUUAAUUUCACCCUUAAACAAUUUGUUUAAUAUAUAUACAUGUGUAUCCCAUGUUGAGCAACUCAGCUCCUGUGCUGUCUGCAGCUUUUCUGAUAAGACACUUUGUUAUUAACACGAGAUAGAAAAGAAUCCAGAGUCUAGUUUAUGUCACAUAGGUCAUGUCUAGGGACCCCCCAAGGAUGGGGAGAAAACCUGGGUAUUUAACUAAUAUUGGGCCAUAUCAUGUCACCAAAAGUCUCUAUUGAACCCAAAGCUGAUAGCGCAAUAGGGUCCAUGACCAGAGAUUAGUCAGGCAAUUAAAUGUACCUGUGUAUCUAUAUAAUUACCGUCUUGUAGCUUGAACAAGUUCUAUAACAAAAUACCUUGAGCUUGUUUUUUUUUUUUAGUUCUGAAGCCCUGAAAUAUGCCCACGAAUUUGAAAACGACAGAGCUGUUAAGAUUAAAAGUUACCCUGCUAAUGUUUUCUGAAAAGCUUUUCUUAGAUUCUUAUUUUGCACCAUUUUAAUCUUUUGUUAAUUGGGGAAAAAACAACUAGCUUACUUCGAUCCAGUAAUGCGCCUUUCAGGUCCUGAAGAUCGCCAGAGCUACUGGAAAAGUAGUUUUCUGUUACCCAACAAAUUACCCCUUUUGACUUAAAGGAAACUAUUUUUUUUCUAUUUCCUUAUACCAAUCUAAAAGAAAAUAUUUUAAAAAAUACAUUUUAGAAAUAUCUGACGGUACAAAAGAGCCUAUCUCUCACAACCCCUUGUGUGCCAAAGUAUGUCUACGUGUUAUAAUUAUAAUAAUAAAAAACCCCACAAACAAAAAUAGCUAUAAAAAUGAACAUAAAAAAGUGGGAACUGAUACCACCCUCCUUUCUAUGCCAAAAUUGAUGCCUUUUUGGAUCACCUUGAAUAGUGAGAAAUAUCAGCUGAGCGACUCUUCCUAAAAAGAAAUGCGGAGAGGCAUUCAAUGUUAAGUUUGUACAUAUUUAUUUAUGCUUAAUUUAACGGGAAUGUGUAAAUAUGGCGAGCAAGUAGUUUUGAGUUAUUUAUCUGUGAAUCUAUACCUCUGUGAAUGGGUGGGGGGAUUUAAAAACAAAAAAAGAAAAAAAGAAAAAAGAGAAAAAAAAAAGAAAGAAAAAACCGCUUGACACUAGAUAGUAUCCUAUCUGAAUUUUUUUUUUCUGUUCUUUAUAGACAAGCUGUUAUGGUAAUGGGUAGAAAUUGGUUUCUUGUCCAGUGAUGACCUGAUUUACAUAAAUAAUAAGAAGAAUAAAAAUUGUUGUGUUUUGUUGUAUUUUCCUCUUCAGUUUUUUUGAAUGUUGGUGCUGCUUCAGUUCUGCAGACGGAUUUACUUAUAACGCCAAGAAGUCUUUAUUUUCCCAAUCUGGGCUUUGGGAAAAUUAGGAUAUGUCUCUACAUUAAAAAAAAUUACAAUAAAUAUUGCUUCUCAGAAA
Molecule: messenger RNA, 6981 nt
Organism: Chelonia mydas (Green sea turtle)
Lineage: Eukaryota; Metazoa; Chordata; Testudines; Cheloniidae
Gene: TFAP2B
Product: transcription factor AP-2 beta
Exons: 7
Coding region: 255-1580 (441 amino acids)
Biological process (GO): regulation of cell population proliferation; anatomical structure development; regulation of transcription by RNA polymerase II
Cellular component (GO): nucleus
Molecular function (GO): DNA-binding transcription factor activity, RNA polymerase II-specific; RNA polymerase II transcription regulatory region sequence-specific DNA binding
Source: RefSeq, a predicted model, not a curated record